Messenger RNA from Xenia sp. Carnegie-2017, 2141 nucleotides. Its product is annotated as probable phospholipid-transporting ATPase IM. Gene Ontology annotation, cellular component: plasma membrane. Gene Ontology annotation, biological process: phospholipid translocation; Golgi organization. The transcript is spliced from 15 exons. The coding region runs from base 179 to 2002 and encodes 607 amino acids. Gene Ontology annotation, molecular function: ATP hydrolysis activity; ATPase-coupled intramembrane lipid carrier activity; ATP binding. NCBI's taxonomy places the organism in Eukaryota, Metazoa, Cnidaria, Anthozoa, Malacalcyonacea, Xeniidae. The record is from RefSeq and is a predicted model, not a curated record.
GUACUAUCCACGAACAUCUGAAGCUGCAACAUCAGAUCUUUUUUUUCAUCAACGUAGACAUUUAACUAUAUUUGCUCCAUUUUAGGUAAUUGUAAAAAGAGAUGAUAAGAUAAAGCUGUACUGCAAAGGAGCAGAUACUAUUAUAUUUGAGCGACUUCAUGCCAGUUCUCAAGAAUUAAUGAACACGACUAAUGAACAUUUAAACACGUUUGCAAAAGAUGGUUUGCGAACGCUCGUGUUAGCUGAGAAAGAUAUCUCUCCGGAGAAUUUGAAAAAGGGGAUGGUUCGUUAUCACGAAGCAAGUACUGCCACGGAGGAUCGAGACGAGAAGAUUAAUGAGGCCUAUGAAGAAAUAGAAAAGGAUCUGAAUUUGUUGGGAGCAACGGCAAUUGAAGAUAAGUUACAAGAUGGUGUACCAAAUACAAUUGCCCACCUAGCUGAGGCUGAUAUCAAGAUUUGGGUUUUGACUGGCGACAAGCAAGAAACUGCCAUCAACAUUGGUUACUCCUGUCGACUUCUGACAAAUGAAAUGGAGGAAGUAUUUACGAUAAACGACGAAGAGGAAGAAAAAGUUCGAGCUUCGAUAAAAGAAGCAAUGAAUAGAAUUAAGUCAUCACCAAUGAUCAGUAACUCUGUCGAGAACAGUUUUGGUGCUGACAGUUUGACCGUUAAUAUUUUGCCCAACACGCCCAACACCAGUCGUAUUGAAGACACGAGAACGCAGGCCGUAACAGAAAAUGGCCAGGAAAAGACCGUAUCUAAACGAAGUGAAUUUGCUUUGGUAAUCACUGGAAAAAGCUUAGUAUUUGCUCUUGAUAAUUCCAUGGAAAUGGACUUUCUCGAGUUAGCUAAACAUUGUAAAGCUGUGAUAUGUUGUCGAGUCACUCCACUACAAAAGGCCCUGGUUGUGGAGUUAGUCAAGCGCCAUGUGAAAGCAGUCACUCUAGCAAUAGGUGAUGGUGCAAACGAUGUUAGCAUGAUUAAAUCGGCUCAUAUAGGUGUUGGUAUAAGCGGACAAGAAGGAAUGCAAGCUGUUUUGGCAAGUGACUACUCUUUUGCGCAAUUUCGGUUUCUGGAACGUUUGUUGUUGGUUCAUGGUCGUUGGUCCUACUUGAGAAUGGCGAAAUUUUUAAGCUACUUUUUUUACAAGAAUUUUGCGUUCACUUUAUGUCAGCUUUGGUUCGCUUUCUUUGUUGGUUUCUCUGCGCAGACGUUGUAUGAUGCUUGGUUCAUAUCUUUUUAUAAUGUCUUUUUCACUUCAUUGCCUGUCGUUGUUAUGGGCAUUUUUGAUCAAGAUCUUCCUGAUAAUAUUUCUUUGAAAUUCCCUAAAUUAUAUGUUCCUGGCCAAAAGAAUAUUCUAUUCAAUUGGAGAGUAUUUGUUUUCAGUCUUCUUCACGGCGUCCUUGUUUCCCUUAUCCUAUUUUUCGUUCCUUAUGGCAUUUAUCAUGAUUACAUAAACAGUAGCGGUUACGUGGAGUCGGGCCUUCAAUUCUUCGGGACAGUAGUUGCAGCAACACUUGUUAUUACAAUGAACUUACAGCUUGCAUUAAACUUACAUUCUUGGACAAUUCUCAAUCACAUUUCCGUUUGGGGAAGUAUCAUCUUCUAUUUUAUCUUUUAUCUUAUCUAUUAUUCAUCAUUUGUCCUCAAACUGACACCACAAAAUUCAUAUCAUGGUGUACAAUAUGCUACAUACGGGGGAGGCUCCUUUUGGCUCUGUGCAUUAAUAACUCCUGCAGUAGGUAUAUUGCCUGUCUUUGUUUAUCGCACUAUGAGUCUGGAACUUAUGCCGACUAUUUCUGAUCGCGUUCGUCUGUUAUGGAAGAGUGGCCAGUUAGAAGAACCUGCAAAAUUACUGAGAAUCAGACCGAGAUCUAGUACGAGAAUGUCUCUGAGAAGAGGUGGAUAUGCUUUUGCACAGGAAGAGAAACUGAGUAGAAGAAUACAUGCAAAUCAUUCAAAACGAUCAACAUUUCGGGAAAGUGUUAAAGGCAAUAAGUAAUAGUUUCUUAUAUAUAUACUUUAGUAUUGUAUUUAUUCAACUAUGUAGGUGAAUGAAUUGACGCAGUUUACAUUAUGCGUGACAUUAGUAGCUAUAGAGAUCUAGACCAUGUAGUAAUUAAUAAAAAUUCAUAAUCGUA